AUGGCAUCCGUCCUGUGCCUCCUCGCCGCGGCGGCCGCGGACGCCGCGACCAUCGUGGUCACCAACAAGUGCGGGUACACCGUGUGGCCCGCGGCGCUGCCAGGCGGCGGCACGGUGCUCAACACCGGCGACUCGUGGUCCAUCGACGUGCCGGCGGGGACGCGGAACGGCCGCGUGUGGGGCCGCAUGGGGUGCGGCUUCAUCGCCAACGGCACGCUGGGGCAGUGCCAGACGGGCGACUGUGGCGGCACGCUGGUGUUCGGCAAGGUCGGGUUCUCGCCCGUCACGCUGGCCGAGUACUCGCUCGGCGGCGGGAGCGGCGGCGGCGCCGACUACUUCGAGAUCUCCCUCGUCCACGGGUUCAACGCGCCCAUGUCGUUCUUGCCCAGCGGCGGCGGGGCCAGCAGGUGCGCCUCGGCGGGCCGUCGUGCCCCGUGCAGGAGAUCGAUCACCUUCAACUGCCCGUUCGAGCAGCGCGCCAAGGCCGGGUGCAACAACCCGUGCGACGGCAGGAGCGGCAGCUGCGGCCCGAACAACGGGACGGAGUACUUGAAGAAGUCGAGCCCGCAGACGAUCACGCACCCCAGGGGCACGAGCAACACCAAUCUACACGUGCCCGCCCGGGACAAACUACGAAAUCACCUUCUGCCCAUGAAAUCCAGUUGA
This is a messenger RNA of Setaria italica (foxtail millet), 666 nucleotides long. RefSeq names its product protein P21. The record is from RefSeq and is a predicted model, not a curated record. Gene Ontology annotation, biological process: defense response. The coding region runs from base 1 to 666 and encodes 221 amino acids. The transcript has a single exon. Gene Ontology annotation, cellular component: extracellular region. Lineage: Eukaryota; Viridiplantae; Streptophyta; Magnoliopsida; Poales; Poaceae.